UGCAUGGUCUUUAAACUCAUAUUAAUGGCUAGGCAUAAGUACACCUAAUCAUCAUCAGAUUCGAUUUCGACUCCAAAUUCCACAGUAUAAAUUCUAAAUCAAAAAAACGAAAAAAUAAGUAACUCCCACAAGGCACCACCUAAAGAAACUAAUUUAGAGCAGCAUGGAUCAGUCGAAGGCCAAUAUAUCGACCAUCGAUACCGAGGGAGACUCAAAGUUACCACCGACCACGACCAGGGUGCUGCUCAUUGGUUCCAGUCCCGUGACGGCAGAGAUCGAGAUCCAAGCGGUGCCGGUGCCUGUGGUGGAGGAUACGGGCUGUGUGCUCCGGCUGCGACUGGCUUCCCAAGUGCCACAAACUAAACGGCGGCGUGUGUGUUUCCACGAAGGAGUCGUCGAUAAUGAGCAUUUGAAUCGUCGCAAAUCGAAAUGCUGUUGCAUCUACCGGAAGCCGCAUGCCUUCGAUGAGAGCUCCUCAUCGGCGGAUGAUGAGUGCGAGCAUUGCUACGGACAUCCGGAGGUCAAGACCCGAAAUCGUUUGGAGAAGCAGCGGAAACGUCAGUCAACCUGCGGUUGCUGCUCCUGCGGAUCAUGUCAACAGAUGACCAACCAAGGUGGCGGCGGAAGUCAGGAGGAAGAGGAGAAGCAGCUGGAGCAGGCCACUAAACAGGAUUAGAGCGAGAUCACAGGUGUAGAGUCCUGCGCAAUGGAGAGCCAUAUCUGAUGUUCUUUCAUUAACAAAAUUAAAUGAUAAGUACUAUUUAACAUGGCUAGAAUAAAGCUAAAGAUGAGAUCUUUUUAAGAAGA
Messenger RNA from Drosophila serrata, 807 nucleotides. It is a transcript of the gene I-3, whose product is annotated as Inhibitor-3. Lineage: Eukaryota; Metazoa; Arthropoda; Insecta; Diptera; Drosophilidae. Gene Ontology annotation, cellular component: nucleus. The record is from RefSeq and is a predicted model, not a curated record. Gene Ontology annotation, molecular function: protein phosphatase 1 binding; protein serine/threonine phosphatase inhibitor activity.